ACCGAUCUCAGAACACGAUCGCAGAAGGUAUCGAACUAGCGACCGUGCUAGACGUGAACCGUGUGCGUGUCCCGGACGACUUUCGCGAACAUAUCCGUACCGUGUGCGAGAAGGGUGGUGAUGGUGGUGUUGUUUUGAAGUGUUUAAUUCCUGUCUAUUUUUUGCAACCCGCAUCCGCAAACCGCGACUCGAAGCAGCAAACUGUAACGCAGUGAAAGAGUGUAUCUGGCAUCUUGUUGGUGUGCGAUUGUUACUACUUUUCUCGGCGAGCGGCAGGCAGCGAUCACGAGUUAAGAUUGUGUGUAGUGUGUGUGUUGUAGUAGGCAGUGCAAAUAAAAAAAAAUCCAAACUUUAAGGGGAGAGAAAUUUACGCCGUUCGGGUUGUACGUGACGAAAGAUCAAGGACGAUCCUGUUGGCAGCCGACCGGGAGGAAGAAAGCGCACGUGUGUCCUGCAGUUUUGGAGGCGAACAAAUUCAAGCUAAAACGUUUUGAAAUAUUGGACCAAAAAUGAAGACGAACCGUCUGCUACCGCUGGUGUUGACGAUUGUCGGGCUGGCGAUGGUGAUGCUUCCCACGGCCGAAACCUGCAGCUGCCUCCCGCAGCAUCCCCAGACGGCUUUCUGCGACUCGCAGUACGUAAUCGUUGCACAAGUGCUGCGCAAAACGGCAUCAAGGAACGAGGCCAUGGAUGCGUACAAGAUUGCAAUCAAGAAAGAGUACAAGAUGAGCGACGAGGCACGGCAGCUCCUCAACCACGGAAAGCUGUACACAUCCACGAUGGAUUCGGCGUGUGGCAUCAAGCUGAAACCGUCCACGCUGUACGCGAUUGCGGCCAACAGCGAACAGGUUGGCCUGUGCGACUUUAUCCGACCGUACGACGAGCUGUCGCUGGUGGAGAAGCGCGGCCUGGCCGGCGUCUAUCGCAAGGGCUGCAAGUGCAAGAUCAAUCACUGCUGGGACGACAAGUGCCACCAGCGGCUCGGCUCCUGCAACUGGACCCCGUUCGCGCCGAAGGGUAUCUGCGAAACGAGCUACGGCUCGUGCGUACCGGCCGGUGUGACGAAGAAGAACGGAGCACCGAUCAAGUGCCACUGGCGCCGAUCGCCCCGCUUCGGGCAGUGUGUCGCCGAGAAUAGUCCCAAGUACCCGUGAAACCCUAUGGAAAGCCUGGCUGCCGGAAUUGUUGUUAUGAACCGUUUACAAGCAUAUUUUAACUUUGUUCCGGACAUUAUUCUCUGGGUGCGUCGGUUGGUAUUCAAAACAAAUUGAAACCACUGAAUACCCCCUGAACAUGUCAUUUAUUUAUCAAGCGCGAUCGAUGGUGUAGAAGAAGGUUGUAUUGGGCGGCGACGGCCAAGCAGAAAGAGAGGUCGACCGGCCAGAGCAGUGUGCCAGAGUAGAGUACUGUGAAGGGAAUGGCAAAUCUUACUUUCGUUAAGUACAAAUUACAAUUAGCCACAACGCGGACAGGGAAGCCGACGAGUGUCGUAGCGAAUGGUACACGCGUGUUGUGGAUAUGAGAGAGGGUAUGAUAUUUUCAUGAAUAAAUUAUUGGAUUAUACUUAGUGUAACUGU
Messenger RNA from Anopheles arabiensis, 1577 nucleotides. It is a transcript of the gene Timp, whose product is annotated as tissue inhibitor of metalloproteinase. The coding region runs from base 510 to 1154 and encodes 214 amino acids. Gene Ontology annotation, cellular component: extracellular matrix. Lineage: Eukaryota; Metazoa; Arthropoda; Insecta; Diptera; Culicidae. Gene Ontology annotation, biological process: negative regulation of membrane protein ectodomain proteolysis; negative regulation of endopeptidase activity. Gene Ontology annotation, molecular function: protease binding; metalloendopeptidase inhibitor activity. The record is from RefSeq and is a predicted model, not a curated record. The transcript has 4 exons.